Molecule: messenger RNA, 1596 nt
Organism: Periconia digitata
Lineage: Eukaryota; Fungi; Ascomycota; Dothideomycetes; Pleosporales; Periconiaceae
Source: the annotation of a GenBank genome assembly
UACAACAGUACUCGUUUCAUCAAAUCUACAUCACAUACACUGUCAGCCAUGUUUAUAAGAAGCAUUCUCCAAGCCUCAGCGCUCCUCUACACAACCGUCACAGCCCAGACAGCAUGCAACAACUCUCCAUCCCUCUGCUCAAAACCCUACAACAACAUAACGCACUUGGGCACACACAACGCCGCCUUCCUCCGCGAUGCCUCAACAUCCUUCAACACAGCUGGUAACCAAUUCUACAACGCCACCGUCCAACUCUCCGCCGGUGUCCGCCUCCUCACCGCCCAAGUCCACCAAUUCAACACUUCCUCAGGCCAAUCAGAAUGGCACCUCUGCCACGGCGACUGCAAAUUCCUCGACGCAGGACCCCUCGAGACCUGGCUCAGCGAGAUCAAAUCCUGGCUGGACGCAAACACAAACGACGUCGUAACUCUGCUCCUCGUAAACUCGGACCGCGCCUCGGGCUCCACCAUCGGCACGCAAUUCUCCGCCUCAGGAAUCGACAAAUACGCAUACACACCUUCCUCCAACUCCUCCUCUCAACAAACCGGCGCAGCCCAGCAGACCUGGCCAACGCUCGAAUCCAUGAUCUCAAACAACACGCGACUGGUGACGUUCGUGGCGUCCCUCUCGACGCCGUCCCCGCAGCACCCAUACCUCCUCGACGAAUUCACGCACGUGUUCGAAAACGACUUCGAGAACGAGUCGCCCACCGACUAUACGUGCACGCCGCACCGCCCCUCGGGCCUCAACACCGAAACCGCACUCGAGUCCAACCGCAUGUUCCUCAUGAACCACUUCCUGUACUCGACGCAGACGUUCGGCAUCCAGACCCCAAACGUCACGUACACGACCGUCACCAACGCUGCGUCCGGAGAGGGCAGUCUGGGCGAGUCCGUGCUGGAAUGUAGUAGUGUUUACGGUAAAGCCCCGACGUUUGUGCUGGUCGAUUUCUUCAAUGUCGGGCCUGCGGUGCAGAGUGUGGAUCGUGCGAACGGGGUGCAGAGUGCGGUCGGGAGGAAGGAAGUCAGCGCUGAUAUCGUGGAUGAGAGGACGGCGCCGAAGUCGAGUGGCGGAGCGGUUGUGAGGGGUCGUGGGAAGGCGAGUGUUGUGGCGUUGGUGGGCGCGGUUGUUGUUGCUGUGGUUUGGGCUUGAUUUCACAUACCUGUCAUGGAGCGGUGUGGCUUUGUCUGCGUCAUGAUUGUGCUUUCUUUCUUUCUUUCUUUUUUCUUGUUGUUGUUGUUCUGGCAUGGCGAAGGCGUUUUUCCCGUAUUCUCUUCAUCAUUGUUAUUGAGCACUAUCACUGGCAUCAGCAUAAGCAUUAGCAUUAGCAGUACCACUAGCAUGAUCAUGCAUCCAUUAUCCACCACACAUUCAAAUCAUCUCUUCACAUCCAUCGUGGUGAACUUUACAAACCACCGUUAAGACAGAAAACACGUUUACAGAUGACGCUACUCUCGAGCGAUUCCUGAUUCAUUCGUUUGUUCCAUGGUCAAAGUCCCGCGGAGCAAGCUCAAUAUAUUUUCCAUAGAGGAACCGAAUUCGAAACACCGAAAGUACCCCCACAUUCGCAUUGCUCCACGCCCCCAUUACUCCAUG